This is a messenger RNA of Chenopodium quinoa (quinoa), 3523 nucleotides long. Its product is annotated as protein STABILIZED1-like. Gene Ontology annotation, biological process: gene silencing by siRNA-directed DNA methylation; positive regulation of primary miRNA processing; positive regulation of miRNA metabolic process. The record is from RefSeq and is a predicted model, not a curated record. Gene Ontology annotation, cellular component: U4/U6 x U5 tri-snRNP complex; catalytic step 2 spliceosome. Lineage: Eukaryota; Viridiplantae; Streptophyta; Magnoliopsida; Caryophyllales; Amaranthaceae. Gene Ontology annotation, molecular function: protein binding. The transcript has 2 exons. The coding region runs from base 195 to 3260 and encodes 1021 amino acids.
ACUUACCAUAGCCUAAUGCGGAGUAAAGGUUAAUUGGAUUCUCGAAGAACCGCCAAAAAAAAUUUCAUUUGUGGAAAACAAAAUUCUGUAUCCUCUACACUCUACGACUACAGCAUUUCUCUGCAAAUCGAAGAGUUCAUCGACGAUUAAGGUAGCAUCUCCGUUUCCAGGUACUUGUUCUCAAUUUUACAAUCAUGGUUUAUCUCAAUACUUUUGACAAUAAAACCCUAGUUCUUCAUGUAAACCCUAAUUCAACUACUUUAGGGAAUCUUCACCAGAUUAUUUUUGAUAGAUUAGGCCUCCCAAUUGAACGACAAUGUUUGUUAUCAUCAUCCAAAAGAUUAAUUGGGGAUUUUGAUUGUUUAAUUGCUGAUUUGGGUAUUCAAUUGAAUUCAACUUUAUCCCUGUAUAUCCCUUUUUGCGGAGGUAUGCAAGCUCCUGUGCAAUCAAAGAGUAAUCUUGAUUUUAUGUAUUUGAAACCACCAUCAAAUUAUGUUGCUGGGUUGGGUCGUGGAGCUACCGGGUUUACGACCCGGUCUGAUAUUGGGCCGUCUAGACCGGUUAUGGAUAUGCCUGACCGCUCUGCUGCUCCGAUUGGGAGUUCCGGGGCCGGGGCAGGGGCAGGGGAGGGGAAGGGAGCUGAUGAGGAGGGUGAUGAGGAGGAAGGGGAGGAUAAAGGGUAUGAUGAGAAUCAGAAUUUUGAUGAAUUUGAGGGGAAUGAUGUUGGUUUGUUUGCCUCGGCUGAGUACGAUGAGGACGAUAAGGAGGCGGAUGCGGUCUGGGAGGCUAUUGAUAAGAGGAUGGAUUCAAGGAGGAAGGAUAGGAGGGAGGCUAGAUUGAAGGAAGAGAUUGAGAAGUAUCGGGCUUCUAAUCCUAAGAUUACUGAGCAGUUUGCUGAUUUGAAGAGGAAGUUGCAUACUGUGACGGUGGAGGAGUGGGACAAUCUUCCUGAGAUUGGGGAUUAUUCAAUGAGGAAUAAGAAGAAGAGGUUUGAGAGUUUUGUGCCUGUGCCUGAUACACUUCUUGAGAAGGCUAGGCAGGAGAAAGAGCAUGUUACGGCCCUUGAUCCAAAGAGUAGGGGCGUUGGUGGAACAGAGACACCUUGGGCACAGACCCCUGUUACGGAUUUGACUGCCGUUGGUGAGGGUAGGGGUACGGUGUUAUCACUGAAGCUUGACAGGUUAUCUGAUUCUGUGUCAGGGCAGACGGUUGUUGAUCCUAAAGGGUAUUUGACUGAUCUUAAAAGUAUGAAGCUUACCAGUGAUGCAGAGAUUUCAGAUAUUAAGAAGGCUAGGCUGCUAUUAAAAUCUGUCAUACAAACCAAUCCAAAGCAUCCGCCUGGUUGGAUAGCAGCUGCAAGGCUAGAGGAGGUUGCUGGCAAGAUUAAAGAGGCUAGAUUGUUAAUUGAGAAGGGAUGUGAGGAGUGUCCCAAGAACGAGGAUGUUUGGCUGGAGGCCUGUCGUUUGGCAAACCCUGAUGACGCCAAGGCUGUGAUGGCUAGGGGAGUUAAAAUGAUUCCAACUUCUGUGAAGUUGUGGCUUCAGGCUGCUAAAUUGGAGCAAGAUCAUGUACAAAAGAGUAGGGUGCUAAGGAAGGGGCUUGAACAUAUAGCUAGUUCUGUGAGGCUGUGGAAGGCAGUUAUUGAGCUUGCUGAUGAGGAGCAAGCUAGCAUAUUACUUUAUAGGGCUGUGGAGUCCUGCCCCUUGCAAGUAGAAUUCUGGCUUGCUCUUGCUAGGCUGGAAACAUAUGAUACGGCAAAGAAAGUGCUAAACAGGGCCAGGUUGUAUCUCCCAAAAGAGUCAGCUAUUUGGAUUACUGCAGCAAAGUUGGAGGAAGCUAAUGGUAAUAUUACAAUGGUUGAGAAGAUCAUAGACAGGGGUAUCAGGGCCCUACAAAGAGAGGGAGUUGUCAUCAACAGAGAAGCUUGGAUGAAAGAAGCUGAGGCUGCUGAGCGUGCUGGGUCUGUUGUCACCUGCCAAGCUAUAAUUAAACACACUGUUGGUGUUGGGGUUGAGGAAGAAGAUAGGAAGAGAACAUGGGUAGCUGAUGCUGAAGAAUGCAAGAAGAGAGGGUCUGUUGAAACUGCAAGGGCUAUAUACGCUCAUGCUAUUUCUGUCUUCUUGACAAAGAAGAGUAUAUGGCUUAAAGCAGCACAACUGGAGAAGAGUCAUGGAACUAAGGAUUCUCUUGAUGCCUUGUUACGGAGAGCAGUUACUUAUGUGCCCCAAGCUGAAGUUCUUUGGCUUAUGGGUGCUAAAGAAAAAUGGAUUGCUGGUGAUGUGCCUGCUGCUCGAGCAAUCCUCCAGGAAGCUUAUGCAGCUAUUCCAAACUCUGAGGAGAUUUGGCUUGCUGCUUUCAAACUUGAAUUUGAAAACCAUGAACCUGAAAGGGCAAAAAUACUCCUUGCUAAGGCCCGAGAAAGAGGUGGCAGUGAAAGAGUAUGGAUGAAAUCCGCCAUUGCAGAGAGAGAACUUGGUAAUGUUGCAGAAGAGAAGAGGCUGCUUGAUGAAGGCCUGCAACGCUUCCCAUCAUUCUUCAAGUUGUGGUUGAUGCUUGGACAGCUUCAUGAACGGUGUGGAGAGCUAGAGAAGGCUAAAGAAGCUUAUGUAUCUGGUCAUAAAAACUGCCCACAAUGUAUUCCUCUAUGGCUUUCACUUGCAAAACUUGAAGAGAAGAUGACUGGACUGAGUAAAGCUCGAGCAAUUCUAACUAUGGCUAGGAAAAGGAAUCCUCAUAGCCCUGAUCUGUGGCUUGCUGCUGUUAGAGCUGAACUUAGGCACGGCAACAAGAAAGAGGCUGAUAACUUGUUGGCAAAGGCUCUACAAGAAUGUCCAAACAGUGGUAUAUUAUGGGCGACUCAAAUUGAGAUUGCUCCUCGCCCUCAACGUAAAGCGAAGAGCUCAGAUGCCCUUACUAAGUGUGAUCAGGAUCCCCAUGUCACUGCUGCUGUAGCCAAGCUGUUUUGGCAUGACCGGAAGGUGGACAAGGCAAGGAGCUGGCUCAACAGGGCAGUAACACUUGCUCCAGAUGUUGGAGAUUUCUGGGCUUUGUAUUACAAAUUUGAACUUCAGCAUGGAACUGAGGACUUGCAGAAGGAUGUGCUGAAACGUUGUGUUGCUGCAGAGCCUAAGCAUGGUGAGAAAUGGCAAUCUAUUUCAAAAGCAAUUGAGAAUGCUCACCAGCCUACUGAAGCAAUAUUAAAGAAACUUGUUAUUGCUCUUGGGAAGGAAGAAAAGGCUGCUGGAAACAAACAAGUCUGAUUUUGUUUCUUUGUAUUGCUGAUUCUAGUGUGCAUAUACCUGCGCUCUAGAAUUUAGUCUGAUCAUGUUUUUUGUGAAAUCUCAAUGUAUUUUGACUUGCACAUUAUCGUUUGUCCCUUUAAAGCUAUUCGAUGUAGUUUAGCCUUACAAUUUUGUGUUUCGAACUGUUUUGGAUGUUACUUAUCCUUGCAGCAUUAUUGUUGUAUAAAUGCUAGAUUUUACGAGAGCUAUUUUAUCCUCUAUGCAAGACAGUUUAGCUUCGA